UUGUUUGCACUGUAUCAUUUAAGCAAAGUCUCUCCCAGAUUGUUAUUGUAAUGCAAUAAAAUCUCUGUAGAGAGUUUUAACUCCUGUUAAACCGGGCUUCUCGAUUGUGUUUGUGGUGUGGUCGUGAGUGCAGGAGUACGCAAACUCGGGCUGGAACCUGAACAACAUGCCGGUGCUGGAGCAGUCGGUGCUGACGCACAUCAGCGGGGACAUCAGCGGCAUGAAGCUGCCCUGGCUCUACGUGGGCAUGUGCUUCUCGUCCUUCUGCUGGCACAUCGAGGACCACUGGAGCUACUCCAUCAACUACCUGCACUGGGGCGAACCCAAGACCUGGUACGGCGUUCCAGCGCACGCCGCCGAGCAGCUGGAGUCCGUCAUGAAGAAAGUGGCUCCGGAGCUCUUCGACUCUCAGCCGGACCUCCUGCACCAGCUGGUCACCCUGAUGAACCCCAACGUCCUCAUGGAGCACGGCGUCCCGGUGUACCGGACCAAUCAGUGCGCGGGAGAGUUUGUGGUCACGUUCCCCAGAGCCUAUCACAGCGGCUUCAAUCAAGGCUACAACUUUGCUGAAGCAGUCAACUUCUGCACUGCAGACUGGCUGCCCGUCGGGAGGCAGUGUGUGGCGCAUUACCGGCGUCUGCAGCGCUACUGCGUCUUCUCCCACGAGGAGCUGGUGUGUAAGAUGGCCGCCGAUCCGGAGAGUCUGGACGUGGAGCUGGCGGCGGCCGUGGUCCGAGAACUCAGCGACAUGAUCGAGGAGGAGAGCCGACUGAGAGCGGCCGUGCAGGAGACGGGGGUGCUGUCCUCAGAGCAGGAGGUGUUUGAGCUGGUGCCCGAUGACGAGCGGCAGUGCUGGAAGUGUAAGACCACCUGCUUCCUGUCGGCGCUCACCUGCAGCUGCAGCCCGGAGCGUCUGGUGUGUCUGCAUCACGUGGCCGAGCUCUGCAGCUGCCCAGCCGGAAACAAGUGCCUGCGGUUCAGGUACGAUCAGGACGAGUUUCCCGCCAUGCUCUACGGGGUGAAGUCGCGCGCGCAGUCUUACGACACCUGGGCCAAGAGGGUCACGGAGGCGCUGGCGGCCGAUAACAAGAGCAAGAAAGAUCUGAUCGAGCUGAAAGUGCUGAUGGAGGACGCGGAGGACAGGAAAUACCCGGAGAACAACCUCCUGCGCAGCCUCAGAGACACGGUGAAGGAGGCCGAGACCUGCUCGUCCGUAGCUCAGCUGCUGCUCAGCCACAAACAGAGACACAAAGAACGUCCCGAGAGCAGCGCACAGAAAGCACGCAGCAAACUGACAGUGGAGGAGCUGAAGGUGUUUGUGGAGCAGCUCUACCGCCUGCCCUGCGUCAUCAGCCAGGCCCGACACGUCAAGGAGCUGCUGGAGAGCGUGGAGGACUUUCACGAGCGGGCGCAGGUGGCGCUGACCGACGAGACUCCGGACUCCAGUAAGCUGCAGGCGCUCCUGGACCUGGGCUCGGGGCUGGACGUGGAGCUGCCGGAGCUGCCGCGUCUCAAGCAGGAGCUGCAGCAGGCGCGCUGGCUGGACGAGGUGCGGCUGACGCUGAUGGAGCCGCAGCGCCUCACGCUGGAGCUGAUGAAGCGGCUCAUCGACUCGGGCGUGGGUCUGGCGCCCCAUCACGCCGUGGAGAAGGCCAUGGCCGAGCUGCAGGAGCUGCUGACGGUGUCGGAGCACUGGGAGGAGCGGGCGCGCGCGUGCCUGCAGGCCAGGCCUCGCCACAGUCUGCUGACGCUGGAGAGCAUCGUAAUGGAGGCCAAGAAUAUCCCAGCGUACCUGCCCAAUGUUCUGGCCCUCAGAGACGCCCUGCACAAAGCCAAAGAAUGGACGGCCAAAGUGGAGGCCAUUCAGAACGGCAGUAACUACGCCUACCUGGAGCAGCUGGAGGGUCUGUUAGCGAGAGGACGCUCCAUCCCGGUCAGAUUAGAGGCCCUGCCGCAGGUGGAGUCACAGGUGGCGUCUGCCAGAGCCUGGAGGGAGAGGACCGCCCGCACAUUUCUCAAGAAGAACUCCACCUACACACUACUGCAGGUGCUCAGUCCGCGUGUGGACAUCGGCGUGUACGGCACCAGCAAGAGCAAACGCAAGCGCGUGAAGGAGCUGCUGGAGAAGGAGCGCGGCCUGGAGCUGGACGGUCUGAGCGACCUGGAGGACGGCGCGGAGGACGCCCGUGACCCCGCCACGGUCGUGGCCGCCUUCAAAGCCCGAGAGCAGCAGGAGCUGGAGGCCAUCCACUCGCUCCGCGCCGCCAACCUGGCCAAGAUGGCAAUGGUGGAGCGCAUCGAGGAGGUGAAGUUCUGCCUGUGCCGCAAGACGGCCAGCGGCUUCAUGCUGCAGUGCGAGCUGUGCAAGGACUGGUUCCACGGCGCCUGUGUGCCCUUACCCAAAGCCGGCUCGCAGAAAAAGCUGGUGGCCGGCUGGCAGGGCGGCAGCAAAGAGUCCAAGUUCCUGUGCCCGCUGUGCCAGCGCUCGCGACGGCCCCGGCUGGAGACCAUCCUGUCCCUGCUGGUGUCUCUGCAGAAGCUGCCGGUGCGGCUGCCGGAGGGCGAGGCGCUGCAGUGUCUGACGGAGAGGGCCAUGGGCUGGCAGGACCGCGCGCGACAGGCCCUGGCCACCGACGAGCUCUCCUCCGCCCUGGCCAAGCUGUCCGUGCUCAGCCAGCGCAUGGUGGAGCUCGCCGCCCGAGAGAAGACCGAGAAGAUCAUCAAUGCCGAGCUGCAGAAGGCGGCCGCCAACCCGGACCUGCAGGGGCACAUCCAGACGUUUCAGCAGGCCGGUUUCAGCAGAGCCACGUCACCACGGCCUACGACGAUGGACUAUGAUGACGAAGAGACGGACUCGGACGAGGACAUCAGAGAGACGUACGGAUACGACGUCAAGGACUCAGGAGAGGUGAAGCCGUACUUGUUCUGUGACGAGGAGAUUCCCGUGAAGUCGGAGGAGGUGGUCAGUCACAUGUGGCCGACGACGCCGUCGUUCUGCGCUGAACACGCGUACUCGUCUGCCUCCAAGUCCUGUCCUCAGAAUCCGUCCGCCCCACGCAAGCAGCCCAGGAAGACGCCGCUGGUGCCGCGCAGCCUGGAGCCUCCGGUGCUGGAGCUGUCGCCGGCGGCCAAGGCCCAGCUGGAGGAGCUGAUGAUGGAGGGCGACCUGCUGGAGGUGUCUCUGGACGAGACGCAGCACAUCUGGAGGAUCCUGCAGGCCACGCACCCGCCCUCAGAAGACAAGUUCCUGCAGGUGAUGGAGCCUGAGGACGCGCCGCUGGACAAACCCGUCAAGCUGAAGGUGAAGGAUGCGGAGAAGAAGAGGAAGAGGAAGCUGGAGAGAGCCGAGCAGCAGCUGCUUCUGGCCGGCGGCGGCGUGGAGGGACGAUCCAAGUCCAAAGACAUGAAACGGGUUCUGGAGCUCAAGCCCAAGAAGAAGAAGCUGAAGCUGAGCCCGGACAAGUCCCGCGAGCUGAAGCAGCUGGCCAAACGUCUCGCUAAGGAGGAGAAGGAGCGCAAGAGGAAGGAGAAGGCGGCGGCCAAGGCUGAGUUUCCCAAGGAGGGGCUGGAGAAGAAGAGCCGGAAGAUUCUGGACAUUCCCUCUAAGUAUGACUGGUCCGGGGCGGAGGACUCCAACGACGAGAACGCCGUCUGCGCCGCCAAGAACUGCCAGCGUCCGUGCAAGGAUAAGGUGGAUUGGGUCCAGUGUGACGGCGGCUGUGACGAGUGGUUUCAUCAGGUGUGUGUGGGUGUGUCGUGUGAGAUGGCCGAGAACGAAGACUACAUCUGCUCGGCCUGCUCGCGUAAAGCCGCCGGCGCGGCCGUUAAAGUGGGAGCGGAGACUGUGGUGCUGUCCUCGCCGGUGUGCGGCGGCCCAUCCGUCCCGCCGCCGCUCCAAACAGACCCUCAGGAGAGCAGUUAACCACACUAACACACUCCAAACUCACAACCAGCUGCUACAUCAGCACGGAUAUACAUCACUUCCUGUAUCCGAUAGAUUUAGCUCAUUGUUAUUGUAGUCCUGGAGGAGCCACCUGAUGUAUCGAGACUGAAUAAACAUUUUCAUUACCCAAACCAACUAACUAACCCAAGUCCAAGCGAUCUGCUGCGUCACCAUGAGAUUCCGCAGCAGUGAACUUCCUGUUCGGACUGAGCCGGAGGACGGUACAUACGGUGGUUGUAUUUAGUGAAUCUAUUUAUUAUGUAAGUGGAUUUUAAGCAGUUCAUGAUGGGGAGGUUUUUUUCUCAGCUUUUGUCAAAUAAAGAAAGAUGAUUGAUGAUGAUGA
Messenger RNA from Labeo rohita (rohu), 4286 nucleotides. RefSeq names its product lysine (K)-specific demethylase 5A (gene kdm5a). Lineage: Eukaryota; Metazoa; Chordata; Actinopteri; Cypriniformes; Cyprinidae. The coding region runs from base 167 to 3922 and encodes 1251 amino acids. The transcript has 17 exons. The record is from RefSeq and is a predicted model, not a curated record. Gene Ontology annotation, molecular function: histone demethylase activity. Gene Ontology annotation, biological process: chromatin remodeling. Gene Ontology annotation, cellular component: nucleus.